AUGUAUAAUUCUUGGUUUGAAAUUAUUCGAACGAUCUCCCCAUAUAACUGGGCAAUGCUUGGUAUAGCCUUGUCCUUAUUUCUUUCAAUUAUUGGCGCAGCAUGGGGAAUAUUCAUUUGUGGUACGAGUAUUGUGGGUGCGUCGGUUAAGUCCCCCCGUAUAAUUUCCAAAAAUUUAAUAUCGAUUAUUUUUUGUGAAGCAUUAGGAAUGUACGGGGUAAUAACAGCAGUGUUUUUACAAAUAAAAUUUAGCGGUUUAAAUAAGGAAAUUCAUGCCCCAUUGGUGUUAACAGCUAAAACAGAUGCAUUGAUUAUGAAUACCAUAAGAGGGGGAUGGGCGUUAUUCGCAAGUGGCCUUACCGCAGGACUGUCCAAUCUCGUUUCAGGAGUUUCUGUUGGUAUUACUGGCAGUUCGUGUGCACUUGGAGACGCACACAAUUCAGAUCUCUUUGUCCGGAUGUUAAUGAUUGAAAUAUGCGCCAGUGUUAUAGGAUUAUACGGUUUAAUAGUAGCUAUUGUGUCCAUUGGUGAUAUUCAGCUAACUUGA
This is a messenger RNA of Plasmodium malariae, 546 nucleotides long. Its product is annotated as V-type proton ATPase 21 kDa proteolipid subunit, putative. The record is from RefSeq and is a predicted model, not a curated record. Bases 1 to 546 code for a protein of 181 amino acids. Lineage: Eukaryota; Apicomplexa; Aconoidasida; Haemosporida; Plasmodiidae. Gene Ontology annotation, biological process: proton transmembrane transport. Gene Ontology annotation, molecular function: proton-transporting ATPase activity, rotational mechanism. The transcript has 5 exons. Gene Ontology annotation, cellular component: proton-transporting V-type ATPase, V0 domain.